CAUACACAGUCACAACAAUCUCAAAGCUGACCAUACACAGUCACAACGAUCUCAAAGCUGACCAUACACAGUCACAACAAUCUCAAAGCUGACCAUACACAGUCACAACGAUCUCAAAGCUGACCAUACACAGUCACAACGAUCUCAAAGCUGACCAUACACAGUCACAACAAUCUCAAAGCUGACCAUACACAGUCACAACAAUCUAGAAGCUGACCAUACACAGUCACAAAAAUCUAGAAGCUGACCAUACACAGUCACAACAAUCUCAAAGCUGACCAUACACAGUCACAAAAAUCUCAAAGCUGACCAUACACAGUCACAAAAAUCUAGAAGCAGAAUGUCUACACAAUCUGUGGCUUCAAUGUCAAAAUAGGAUUUUUAUAUUGCAGCAUAAAGUGUUUCUAACACUCCCUACCCCCCCAUGCCAUCCUCCACACCAACCCACUACUUCCUCUCUUUGGUAUCACUGUUGCCUCCGAGCAAUACCACUUCCUGUGGGCUCCUGCCCUCAGUGGUAAAUAGACAGGUGCAAAUUUUGAGUCAUCAUUGUGUAUAUUAUUAUUACAUAAAUUAAUUCUAGUAUAUUAAUUAAUAUUAUCAAAAUUAAUACCACAAAUAAAUCAAUAAUAACUUAAAGGUAGACAGCGAUAUGGCGUAGAAAGUAAACAUAUUAGUGGGUUAAUUUACGUGACGCGAAGCCAUGCACACAUACUGUGUGUGACUGUGUGAGAGCUGAAGUCUUGCACCUCGCUCAUCUCAUUAUCUGUUUGUGGCAAUGCCAUUUCACUGAGUUUAAGAUACUUUGUGUGUGCAGGUGGUAUGCAUUUCAAUUAACACGUGUGCCUUGUUAAAAGUUCAUUUGUGGAAUUUCUUUCCUUCUUAAUGCGUUUGAGUUGUGUUUUGACAAGGUAGGGGUGGUAUACAGAAGAUAGCCAUAUUUGGUAAAAGACCAAGUCCAUAUUAUGUGUGUGUGUGUGUGUGUGUGUGUGUGUGUGUGCGCAUGCGCGUGUAUUUACAGAUUGAGGUUGUUAGCGUUUAAGAAACAGGCCUAGGCCUGUGUGACAGUGUGUGGGUGUGAGAUUGCAGAACAGUAGUUUCUUCUUCAAGUUAUAACCACAUAGUCAACCGUUGCCUUUGUGAAAUGAAACACUGCAAGAUAAUUACAGAUGUUGUGCAAAUUACCAUAACAUACAUAUCAGUCCCAUGUCAAUAAUAACCCUGCACUGUGACAAAAUGUUCCUGUUUUUGACCACUAUGAGUGGUUGAUUAUUUUGGGAUUCUUACAAGCAGAGCAUAGCCUGGUCUCAGAUGUGUAUGCUUUAUAGCCAGCUCCUUUGACUAUACAUCAGAGGACCUAGCUAAAGCACAAACUGAUAAGAGACCAGAGCUAAGCCGACUGCACCACCUGUAGCUGCUCAUCUUAAUCAUUUUGUGUGAGAAAACACUUCAUUGCAUCUUUAGGACUUUUCCCAUGUGUCUUGUCUACAAAUCUAAAUCUUCAACUUUUCUCUCAAGAGAGUUGUAGUUAAUCACACACAAUCACAAGGCCGUCAUAUCCAGGGCAGUCCGUUAGAGUAGUUUAUCAGUUGCAUGACAGCGCUAUUGAGGUCAACACAUGGGGCUAAAAAAAGGAGUGCAGUGCGUGAAAAUGUGGCAGGCUGUCUUGUGUGAACUGAGGACAGAAAAGGGGUGCAUGCAUGUGAAGUUUUCUUUAGGGCAGCUGUACAAAAAAAUAGAGAAGUGUGUGUGUGCGUGCGCUUGAGCGUGCGCAUGUGUGUGUGUGCGUGCAUGUGUGUAUUAGGCAUCUCAAUAUGUCUGUGGGGUUGAAUCUGGCCUUCACUAUUUAACUGUUGCUCCCGCCCCCAUCUCUCCACUGCUGAGAAAAGAUGAAGAAGUCACCAACACAAAGUGCAAACAACAGACACAGAGGGAUACCCGGAACAUUGAAACUAGGACAGACUACCACAACUAUUCUUAUUGUGACAUCUAGGCCAAGAAACAAAUACUUGAGUAAAGCGAGAGCGAAGCGAAAAAAACGACUUUGGAUUUUAUGGUCUUAAGAUAGGCGUGAAGGCUUUAGCACCUGGACCAUUAUUCUGCUAACUGGGGGUCAUUACAGCUGGACUAUAGGGCAGAAAGGAAAGAGCUAAAGAGACAACACGCUCCACUGGAGUGUGUCCAUCCACCAGAUAAAAAGGGGGAGAAUAAUAAGCUGGAGUGAGGAGGGGUUGGUAGCUAAAAGAAGUGCAGGAAAUCGGGGCGGGACAGGGAGGAGGGACAAAGCUAAUAGUUUGAGGAUUUUGGAGUUUGAAAAUAAAGGUUGCGGGGGAGAUCUCUUUAGCUGCUAUUGUUGUGUGACUUUUUCCACCCUGUCUAACUUACUUUUUUUUGGUUGUGGGGAGAUCUAUUUUGUGUUUGAGUGCUGAAAAGUCUGAAGGGAGGAGGGGCAUGGGGAGUUUAAUUGCUGUAGAUUAAUGUUAUUUGUAUGAAUUAAUACAUUUUCUAAACAGUCUGAUUCAUUUUAUUACAGAUAAAGUAGCCCAUCCACUGUUAUUGACGUGUUGUUUAUUGACGCUUGAGGUAUAGGCCAGGCCUAUUGGUUUAUUUCAAUUGAGCGGCAUAAAGCCUGAAUAAGUGAUACACUUUAUCACCAUGUCAAAUGUAAUUUUCAGCUGUCAUCAAAACUGUGGAAACGCCAACCGGAUGCUUCACAUUGAUGCAUUUAGUGAAAUAUCUGGCUCAUUGUUCUAUCUGUGGUAGCAGUAUGCAAAUAAACGGCUCUAUCGCUGAUGCGAUUCGGUUCCCGACGUUCAGCAAAAAAAUAAAUUCAAAAAUAGCCAUUCCUUCGUCAACGAUCCAUUACUAUUCCCGGUUGGUUCAACGUAAUUUCAUUGAAACAACGUUGAUUCAACUAGUGUGUGCCCAGUUUUCUAGCUGGCACCAUCCAUCAAUCCAUCCAAAACGUCACCUUUUCAAACUCCAGUGCCGUCCGCGCUUUGCAGGUCUUACCCGCGCCCCCCUCCUAUCUUCCCCAUUCUCCCGCUUGACAACAGCGGGGAGAAUUGGACCAUGUGCCAUGAAACGUGCCCACGGCGGGGCUGUGGGAAAGUUCGGGGAAGAGAGAACCCACACAUUGUCAUGGUAAUGUCGGUAGGUCGAGGUGUUGGGGGCGGGAGGCUGUGGUGCUUAACACCCACACGGGGAGAGUACUUUUACUCCUGCUUCUAUUCUCAUUUAUUUCACUCAGUGUUUCUCCAUUCGUUACCUAGCCAUUAAAACAGUACAAACGGAGUUCUGUGUGUGGGUAGCCUUCAACUGCCAGCAGUCAAAUCUUGCGUCAUUUGGUUAAUUGCGUGCAGACUGCCCACGGGAGAUUAGGACACCGAUAGUGUGGACUGUGAAGCUGAGCUAUCAGCUGGUCGGCUGGUUUGGUGCGCGCUCUGCAGCGCGAGGAUGACGGCCUCCAACAUGGAACAUGGAGGAAAUGCUCCCGAGAAGAAUUUUAACGCCAAAGAUGAACGAAAGCUACGGAAGCCUCUGAUAGAGAAGAAGAGGCGGGAGCGAAUCAACUGCAGCCUUGAGCAGCUGAAGGGGAUCAUGGUGGACGCCUAUAACCUAGAUCAAUCUAAACUGGAGAAGGCUGAUGUACUGGAGGUUACUGUCCAACAUAUGGAGGGUCUACAAAAGGGUCAUGGUACUGGCAUCCCUGCUGGUCCCAGCGUCGGGUUCCAGUCCCGGCAGCGCUACAGCAGUGGAUACAUCCAGUGUAUGCAGGAGGUCCAUAACCUGCUCCUGGGCUGUCCAGACAUGGACAAGCCUCUAGGGGCCCAGCUCCUCAAUCACCUCCUUAAGUCUCUGCCCCACAUCAGCUCAGAGACUGGGCCUGGAAACACUGGUGGCAAUGGGCCUAAUCGGACCCCAACAAGGCCUAUCACUGGUGGGGUCAAUGGGACUCUGAUAAGGGCCAUUGGUAAUUGUAACGGUGGUGGUAGUAGUAGUAGUAGUAGUAGUAGUAGUGGUGCUAGUCCCAAUUCUGGACCUGGAUCCCCUCCCCAGUCUCCGCUUUCACUGCCUUCUGGAGGAGUAGGUCUAUUCCGACCUCGCCGUUUACAGAUGCAUCAUGCCUCGCCGCCGUUGACCCCGCCCACAAUAUGUUCCCCGUUCCAUGCCCCCCACAGGCAGGUGCAUUCUGGGAGAGAUGGGAGGGAGCAGCUGCCUGCCUCCUCCCCUUCUAGCUCACCCAACCUCCCCCAGCCAGGGGUGUCUCACCCCGCCCCUCUGCCCCCUUUCUUCGGCCCUGUGGGAGACCCCUCUAUGUGGAGGCCUUGGUGAAAGAGGACACACACACACACACAUUUCAUCACUUUAGGACCCCUGAGUUUUUCCUUACCCUGUGAUCUGAGUGAAAAAAUGCCCUAUUGGCAGCAGACCACCUAGGGCCUGGGGUUUUUCCCAGUCACCUCAUGCUGUGGUCAGGAAAAACUCAGGGACUCUUUGUUUUUGAUCUAAUUCCAUCUCAUGGAAUCGCUCAACUCUGUUGUUCCUGGAUUGAGUGCAGAAGUCAGGAGAUCUGGGUGGAUCUACAAGUUUCACUUCCUGUCAAAUUGAAUCCAAUAUGUUGUGGUGUGAUUGACAGAUGCAUCAGCCCUCUAGGAACAUGUCUGUAGUGUUCUGCUGUAUUAACUGCUUUGCCAGCGGUUCUAUGGUCUCAUUUUUUGUUUAAUUGCUUCACAUUUUAGACAUACAAAUAUUUGUAUUUUUUUUAUGAGAUUGGCCAGAAGUAAGCAUUGUUUUUACAAUUUUGUGUUUUCUUCCAAGUAUUUCGCUGGUGUUCAUUUUAUGUUUUCAAUGUGUAGAAAAUGGUCACAGAAUGUGGAAUUUGUUUUGUCACACACUGAUGAUAAAUUGAUUAAUUCAUUUAUUAAACAGAUUUGAUAAAUUGAUUCAGAUCUAAUGUUUGUAAUUACAAUGAAUUGCUUACUUUGGAAAUGUUUUCGUCCUUGUAUAUUACAAGAAGAUACUCUGUUUCAUAUUGAAACAGCUAAAAUAAAGUGUGUGUGCUGGAUCUUUGUUUUUCAGAAUUGAAUAAAACGACAUUAAAACAAUAGUAAA
This is a messenger RNA of Oncorhynchus nerka (sockeye salmon), 5115 nucleotides long. Its product is annotated as transcription cofactor HES-6-like. Gene Ontology annotation, biological process: anterior/posterior pattern specification; regulation of transcription by RNA polymerase II; regulation of neurogenesis. The transcript is spliced from 4 exons. NCBI's taxonomy places the organism in Eukaryota, Metazoa, Chordata, Actinopteri, Salmoniformes, Salmonidae. The record is from RefSeq and is a predicted model, not a curated record. Gene Ontology annotation, molecular function: protein dimerization activity; DNA-binding transcription factor activity, RNA polymerase II-specific; RNA polymerase II cis-regulatory region sequence-specific DNA binding. Gene Ontology annotation, cellular component: nucleus. Bases 3457 to 4335 code for a protein of 292 amino acids.